Messenger RNA from Achroia grisella, 3728 nucleotides. It is a transcript of the gene Ncc69, whose product is annotated as bumetanide-sensitive sodium-(potassium)-chloride cotransporter-like. The coding region runs from base 222 to 3728 and encodes 1168 amino acids. Gene Ontology annotation, molecular function: sodium:potassium:chloride symporter activity. Gene Ontology annotation, biological process: cell volume homeostasis; potassium ion homeostasis; chloride transmembrane transport. The transcript is spliced from 24 exons. NCBI's taxonomy places the organism in Eukaryota, Metazoa, Arthropoda, Insecta, Lepidoptera, Pyralidae. The record is from RefSeq and is a predicted model, not a curated record. Gene Ontology annotation, cellular component: membrane.
UUUAUAAGUCGUGAAAACCAGCGUGUUUCGUGUUUUAUGACAGAAAGAAAUAUACUUCUAAGAGAGACAAUAACUUAAUAAAACUAAGAGAGUGUUUGCAUUUUGACAUUGUUUAAAAAGAGGCAGAAUUAUGUUUAUAUUAAAUUCGAAGUUUGAUAUUUUUAUACGGGAAAUAUUUUCUUAGAAAUAUAUUGUAUAAAGCUAAAUAAUAUUACUAAAAAAUGGGUUCGCCACAGAAGGAUAUAGAACUUAGCCCUGUACGGUCGGAAGGGAAUGGAAACUCAAGUAAAAUACCGGCUGGUGAAAAAUUAACAUUGCCCGUAAAUGAUGAAGAGGACGUAAUAAUCGGUAGAUUCAGGAAGAUAAGUUCGGCUAAGUCAAUGGCAGCCACCAACGGGAAUAUUCAGUAUCCCAGUGAAGCGACGCCUAAGGGAGAAGACUUAGAAGCAGGUCUUCAUUUCAGUGCAAAAGAAUCGACUGAAAAGGACAGGCUGCUAUCAGAUAUCCUCACCCAGGGGUCGGCUAUUGUGCAGCCCUCCACAUCACCAGUUACGAAGAGUAGUUUCCGGGAUGUUGAGAAACCGUCCAGGUUUAAGGAUCAACCGUCAGCGACCAGGUUUCAAAUGGAGGUCGACAAGCCGGAAGAUCAUACUGAAGAAUCGGACGCCUCUGGUAUGGACAGCGACGACCCACUCACCGCUAACGACACCAAAUAUGCCAAGAGUUUCAGGCAUUUCACCCGCGAAGCACUGCCGCGAUUGGACAAUUACAGGAAUGUGCUCUCGCUGCAUGCUGCACCACGACCCACGCUGGACGAACUACACAACGCGUCGCUCUCCAGAAAGCCGGGACAAACCCUCGAGAAAGACCCAGAUGGCACCCCAGCCAUGGCGACCUCCAACGUGAAAUUUGGAUGGAUUAAGGGUGUGCUGAUGCGAUGCCUUCUCAACAUAUGGGGCGUCAUGCUCUUCCUGCGGUUGUCCUGGGUCGUCGCACAGGCUGGCAUCGCGCAGUCAGUGCUGUUAAUAUUGACCACAUCUGUUGUGACCACCAUCACGGCGCUCUCCAUGUCCGCCAUCAGCACCAACGGAGUCAUCAAAGGAGGUGGGACGUAUUACAUGAUAUCGCGGUCCCUUGGUCCGGAGUUCGGCGGAUCCAUAGGACUGAUAUUCUCUAUAGCAAAUGCGGUGGCUUGCGCCAUGUACGUCGUCGGUUUUGGGGAGGCGUUGAUAGAUCUCUUACCUGAGACCAGUUAUAUGGUCAGCAAGGAGUGGGAUCAAUCAAUUUACGGGUGCAUAACAAUAGUUCUGCUAACCGGCAUCGUAAUAGUGGGAAUGGAGUGGGAGGCGAAGGCUCAGAUCGUGUUGCUUGUAAUAUUGCUGGCUGCCAUCGGGGACUUCUGCAUAGGGUCCAUCGUAGGACCCAAGAGCGAUUUGGAGGUCGCGCAAGGAUUUGUUGGAUAUAACAUGACGGUACUACACGAGAACUUGUGGUCGGACUACAGAAAACAUAAAGGCGUGGAACACAAUUUCUUCUCUGUCUUCUCCAUAUUCUUCCCUGCCGCCACGGGCAUAUUGGCUGGUGCUAACAUAUCGGGCGAUUUAAAGGAUCCCCAGAAGUCGAUACCCAAGGGCACCCUGCUGGCGAUACUGCUGACUACGCUUUCGUAUUUGCUGAUGGCAUUGAUCGCCGGCUGGACAGUGCUGCGAGACGCAGCCGGAGACGUGACGCAGAUGAACGUUGUACCCGCCUGCCUCGCCAACUUCACCUGCCCUUAUGGACUACACAAUAGUUACAAAGUAAUACAAUUGGUGUCUGGGUUUGGUCCCCUCAUCUCCGGUGGUUGCUUCGCUGCAACGCUGUCUUCAGCGCUCGCGUCGCUCGUCUCCGCGCCCAAAGUAUUUCAGGCGCUGUGCCAGGACAAACUGUAUCCGUACUUGGAGAUUUUCGCAAAAGGUUACGGCGCCAACAACGAACCCGUCCGUGGCUACGUGCUCACCUUCAUUAUAGCGACCGCAUUCAUACUUAUGGGUGGUUUGGACCAAAUCGCGCCGCUGAUCUCCAACUUCUUCCUGGCUGCGUACGCGCUGAUCAACUUCGCCACAUUCCACGCCAGCCUCGCCAGGCCGGUCGGAUGGAGACCUACAUUUAGAUUAUAUAACAUGUGGUUGUCGCUCGUCGGCUCAAUGAUGUGCGUAGCGAUCAUGUUCGUGAUAUCGUGGUCCACAGCACUAAUUACUUUCGCGUUCCUACUCAUGCUGUAUCUACUCGUCUCCUAUAGAAAACCGGAUGUUAAUUGGGGCUCCACAACACAGGCCCAGACAUACAAAACGGCGCUCUCCGGCGUGCAUCACCUAAACAGAGUUACUGAACAUGUUAAAAAUUAUAGACCACAGAUCCUGGUGCUAUCAGGUUUCCCAGCAGAAAGGCCGAUUCUAACUGACUUCUCAUAUCUACUCACAAAAGGAUUAUCGCUCAUGCUGUGCGGACACGUGCUUCAGGGUCAAGUGAGCCAUCGCGCGAGGGAGGCUCUAACGGACCGUGCUUACUAUUGGUUCACGAAACGGAAGAUGAAGGCUUUCUACACAGUGGUCGACGAUAGCGGGUUCAAAGAUGGCGCCAGUGCACUUAUACAGGCGAGUGGUCUCGGCAAGCUGAAGCCUAACAUUCUAAUGAUGGGCUUCAAGGAGGACUGGCAGUCGUGCGAUCGAUCCGAGAUAGUCGACUAUGUAGAGGUUAUGCACAAGGCGCUUGACAUGCACAUGGCUCUGAGUAUACUCCGCGUGGAGGGCGGCCAGUCGGCUGGUGCGCUGCUGGACGGCGACCUGCGAGACUACCUGCAGCACCUGGCGCGACUCGCUCCACUCGACCGUCUCGACAGGGAACGUUCUAUGGGCGACAACAACAAGGACUCCAAGUCUACGGAGAGUUUGAAUACGCAAUCAGUGGGUAGCAGCCUGUCGGACGUGUCCAUGGGCUCGCCGGAGCUGCGGCGCGCGGCCGUGUCCGACGACCCGGCCGCCCGGCCGCCCGCCCGGGGCGCCGACACCAAGCCCGCACGCAACGAAAGGUCGGGCGUGGGCGGCGCGGUGCGGCGCGCGCUGGGCGCGGGCGGGGCGGGCGGGGCGGCGCGGCGCGCGUCGUCGUUCACCUCGGUGGAGCAGUUCACGCGCCGCCAGGCCGGCACCGUCGACGUCUGGUGGCUCUACGACGACGGCGGUCUAACACUCCUGCUGCCGUAUAUCUUGUCAACUCGCCGUGCGUGGUCCACGUCUCCGCUCCGGGUAUUCACGCUGGCUAACAAGAACACUGAAAUGGAGAUCGAAGAGAGGAACAUGGCGUCACUCCUAUCCAAGUUCCGUAUCGACUACUCAGCGCUGAAGAUGGUGGCGGAUAUCACGAAGCGACCGCGCGACUCCACGCUGGCGUACUUUGACAAACUGAUCGCGCCGUUCAAGUCGGAAGACAGUACAGAUAACACGGGCAUCUCUGAGGCGGACCUGGUGGCGGCGCGGGACCGCACGCACCGUCACCUGCGGCUGCGCGAGCUGAUCGCGGCGCAGUCGGGCGGCGCGCGGCUGGUGUGCGUGACGCUGCCCAUGCCGCGGCGCCGCGCCGUCGUGCCGCCGCCGCUGUACGUGGCCUGGCUGCACGCCAUCGCCACCGCCGCCGACCGCGUGCUGCUCGUGCGCGGUAACCACGCCGCCGUGCUCACCUUCUACUCUUAG